AAAAGAUAAUACUAUCACUUGUUUGAGAAGUAAAGAUUUCGUUUUUACCGAUACAAAAACUUACAGAGAGGCUUAGAGAAAUCCAAGGAGCUUUUUGGUAAAUGGGAGUUUGAGAAUUUUGAGCCUCCUAUUUUUCCUUUGCUUCCUUUAUAAAGCUAUCAUGAUAUGUACACACUUGAAGUGGGCCAAAUGAUCAAUCUUCAAUUAUUCUAGAUCCUCUGUUUUUGUCUGAUAGCUCUGUCUCUUUCUCUUUCAAGACUUUCACUGCCUCAUAUAUACAAACAUUGAUGUGCAAGUAGAAAAUGAAGGGUAAAUUCUGCUGUUUUCUCUUAAUCAUGUUUGCACUUUGUUUAGCCUGUGUUAGAAGCAGGCCUUUGGCACCAAAUCAACAAUCUCUUCGGAACAAAUUGAGUACAAAUGAGGGAAGUAUGAGCACUGAAGUACAAGGACAAGUGAAGGAAGAAGAAGAAAAUAGUAGUGUGAGUAAAGAAGAGAAGGUAAUGCUAGGAUCAAGUCCACCAAGUUGUGAGCACAAAUGCUAUGGAUGUAUGCCUUGUGAAGCCAUACAAGUACCUACUAAAACGGGUCGAGUUGGAGUUCAGUACACUAAUUACGAACCUGAAGGUUGGAAAUGCAAGUGCGGGCCUGCACUUUACGCUCCUUAGUCCUACGCUAAAUUGGAGUACUUUGACGUUGUAUGAGUUAAGAUUAUGUAUAGUGGGUCCUUAAGAAAUUUUGUUGUUAUUAGAUGUUUUUGUAGAAAAAGAAAGAGUAAGGCAGUUUUCAUGGAUGGUUUAAUCUUCUAACUCUUGGUUUAAAUUUACUCUUGUUAGUUUAUUUACUCCAAAUGCUGCUUUGACACUUAGUUUGAUCUUGAGGAAAAAUUCAGUGGUCAAUUUGUAAUUUGAAUCUCAAUGGCUUCCUAAUUACUGUAGUCCUUUUAUGUAUUU
Molecule: messenger RNA, 950 nt
Organism: Lycium barbarum (goji berry)
Lineage: Eukaryota; Viridiplantae; Streptophyta; Magnoliopsida; Solanales; Solanaceae
Product: EPIDERMAL PATTERNING FACTOR-like protein 6
Exons: 2
Coding region: 303-665 (120 amino acids)
Biological process (GO): stomatal complex development; guard cell differentiation
Source: RefSeq, a predicted model, not a curated record